CACGCCUCUGAGGUCAGACGGUCUGUAUGAAAUCUGAAAGCCAUUCCAAUUACAUUUUAAAGUCCCUAUAUGUUCAUUUUUACUUUCAAAUUAGUUCUGAGGGAAUAAAUAGAUUAAUACAGUUACUGUGCGUAUGCUUCGCCUACAUCUCCCAUCGAGCAUUGCGGACACUCCCGGAAAAAGAGGAAGCCCAAGUCACCUGACUGACCAAGCCUCGUACUGCCUGCUCGUAUUUUUGUCGCUGUAAACUUGUUUCAUUUGUGUAUGUUUUGGUAUUUUUUGGUUUGUUAUUGAUAAGAUAUGUUGCGACCGAAGGCACUGACUCAGGUUCUGAGCCAAGCGAAUACAAAUGGUGUCCAAAGUACACUUUUGCUGAAUAAUGAAGGCUCACUUCUGGCGUACUCCGGCUAUGGAGACACUGAUGCCCGUGUUACAGCUGCCAUUGCUAGCAACAUUUGGGCAGCCUACGACAAGAAUGGCCACCAAGCCUUCAACGAGGACAAUCUUAAAUUCAUUCUAAUGGAUUGCAUGGAAGGAAGGGUGGCCAUCACACGAGUAGCUAACUUGCUGCUGUGCAUGUACGCCAAGCAGACAGUGGGUUUUGGCAUGCUCAAAGCCAAGGCAGAAGCCCUGGUUGAGUACCUUGAAGAACCCUUAACCCAAGUGGCUGCAUCCUAGCAGGAACAUUGCUUCUCAUCUGCCCUCAUGCUCCUGCAUUUCCCUCCUAAGUGUACAUAAAUCCAUCGAUACUGUGUCUAUUUAUAAACAAUUGACUAAUCAAAUGUGUUAUUUGUGAGACUGCUGAUUUUCAUGUCUUGCUUGUUUUUAACAAUUAG
This is a messenger RNA of Synchiropus splendidus (mandarinfish), 836 nucleotides long. It is a transcript of the gene lamtor2, whose product is annotated as late endosomal/lysosomal adaptor, MAPK and MTOR activator 2. Gene Ontology annotation, cellular component: Ragulator complex. The transcript has 4 exons. Gene Ontology annotation, molecular function: molecular adaptor activity; guanyl-nucleotide exchange factor activity. Gene Ontology annotation, biological process: positive regulation of TOR signaling; cellular response to amino acid stimulus. NCBI's taxonomy places the organism in Eukaryota, Metazoa, Chordata, Actinopteri, Syngnathiformes, Callionymidae. The record is from RefSeq and is a predicted model, not a curated record. Bases 301 to 678 code for a protein of 125 amino acids.